AGAGGUGAGGAGGGGAGAAAACGCGAGGGAGGAGAACGAUGGAAAUGUGACCGUUGGAUGACAACGAACCGUCGAUACUGCCCCGUGACCGACUGCAAGUGGCAAGCCAGAGAGGAUCCGCGCCAGCCGGGCGCCUCGGCGCCGCCGUCUCUCCGACCGACCUUUCCUAAUAGAGGCGGCGCCGCGCGGCCUAUUCUCCGCCGUUCCCCUCCGGCGCCCCCCCUCCACCCACUCCCCCAUGGCGCCGCAUCCCCCGCCGCCACCGGCUCCUCGACUCCGCCCCCUCCCGCGGGCCGCCCGCCUGAGGCCGCUCACCCUCCUCGUCUCCGCCUUCUUCUCCUCCUCUUCGUCUCGACGGCUGGGAGGAUCUGAGCGGCCGCCACCGCCCGGGGACCCUGGGGGCGUUAGCGGGCGGAGGAAGCUGGAUCCGGGUGACGAAGCCCCGAUCAGGAGCGCACACCUGGGGCUGGCGCGGCCGGACUGGCGCCGGAGCGCCUCGCUCGCCUCCCUCACGCCCGCGCAGGCCGCGUCCGUGGCGGAAUCGCACCCGGUCCCCUCACGGGGCCUCGACCUCCUCCUCUUCCUGUCGCGGGAGCGCUCGCACACGUACCGGCCGGGCACGUUCGCCGCGCUCGCCAGGCGCCUUGUGGACUCGCGCCGGUAUGCCGCCGCCGGGCGUGCGUGCAUCCACUUGAUCAAGUCGUCCCGCAGCAAGGAGACGAUGACGCGGACGAUGAGUUUCUUGGAUAUGCUCAGCCAAAGCGGACUCAGGAUGGGUCUCUUCGCGUAUAGCGCCCUGUUGAUCCAGCUGAGCAGGCUUGGGAUGACUGGUGCCGUCAUAGACAGGUACCACCGGAUGCUGGGCGAGCUUGUACAGCCAAACUUAAUUAUCUACAAUGCUGUAAUCAAUGCAUUGUGCAAGGAUGGCAAUGUAGCAGACGCAGAGGCAAUCGUGAAGAAGGUGUUCGAAUCCGGGAUGAGACCUGACGCAUUCACCUACACGUCAAUGAUCCUAGGUCAUUGUAGGAAACAUGAUUUGGAUUCAGCAUUGCAUGUUUUCAAUCAGAUGGCUAACGAGGGUUGUGAGCCAAACACAGUAACGUACUCAACAUUAGUGAAUGGGUUAUGUGAGAGUGGGAGGGUUAAUGAGGCAUUUGAUUUGAUUAGGGAGAUGACAUUGCGUGGUGUUCAUCCGACAGCGCACACUUGUACUGGCCCUAUUACUGCAUUAUGUGACAUGGGGUGCUAUGAAGAUUCCUGGAGGCUGUUCGUUGAUAUGAAAAAUAAGGGAUGUGAACCAAAUGUGUAUACAUACACUGCACUUAUCAGUGGUCUUUGUGUGUCAGGGAUAUUGAAGGUGGCCAUUGGACUAUUCCAUAGGAUGGUUAGAGAUGGUGUGCUCCCAAAUACAGUGACAUAUAAUGCUUUGAUAAAUAUUCUGGUUGAGAACAGUAGAAUCGAAUUUGCAUCUGUUGUUUUCAAUUUGAUGGACAGAAAUGGUUGUUCACCAAACACCGUGACAUACAAUGAAAUGAUCAAGGGCUAUUGCAUUACCGGUGAUGCUGAGAAGGCAAUGUUGAUGCUGAACAGUAUGGUGCAGGCAGGACAUUCAGCUAAUGUUGUAACAUACAACACCAUCAUCAAAGGAUAUUGUGACUCAGGAAAUACUACAAGUGCUCUUAGGAUUCUAGAGCUUAUGAGGGAUAGUGGGUGUGAACCUGACAAGUGGUCUUACACUGAACUGAUAUGUGGCUUUUGCAAGAUAAGCAAAAUGGAGUUGGCUUUUGGAUUGUUCAAUGAAAUGGUGGAUCGUGGCUUAUGCCCAAAUGAAGUUACCUAUACUGCACUGAUAGAUGGAUACUGCAAGGAUGAGAAACUGGACACUGCAACAACGAUGUUGGAGCAGAUGAAGAGAAGUGGUUGCAGACCAAAUGUUCAGACAUACAAUGUUCUUAUUCAUGCUCUAACUAAGCAGAAUAAUUUUUCUGGUGCAGAGGAACUAUGUAAAGUGAUGAUUAAAGAAGAAAUAUUUCCAAAUGUAGUCACUUACACUGCAAUGAUUGACGGACAUUGCAAAAAUGGUUCCACAUCUUUGGCUCUUGAAAUGUUCAAUAAGAUGAUUGAGCAGGGCUGUUUGCCUAAUCUUCUUACCUACAGUUCUCUUAUCCAUGCUCUAGGUCAAGAAGGCAUGGUAGAGGAAGCUUUGAAUUUGUUUGGAAAACUGGAGGGGCAAGGGCUCAUUCCAGAUGAAAUUGCCUAUGUUAAGAUGAUUGAAGUUUAUAUCAUGUCAGGGAAAGUUGAGCGUGCCUUUGAUUUUCUGGGGAAAAUGAUAAAGGCUGGGUGCCAACCAACUAUGUGGACAUAUGGUGUUUUGGUUAAAGGUUUGAAAAAUGAGUACCUAUUAGCUGACCAGAAACUUGCUGCAUUGCCAGAUGUAGUCCCAACCUGCAGUUUUGAUUAUCAAACAACAGACCAAGAGGCUGUUUCAGUCUUGUCUGCUAAGUUAGCAGAACUGGAUUCUGACUUAUCUGUUCAGUUGCACAAUGCACUGGUUUCAAAAUUUAGUGCUGCUGGUAGAUGGUUUGAGGCAAAUGAGCUGUUGGGAAGCAUGAUUAGUCAGGGCUUAUGUCCAGACCAGGAGGCAUAUAAUUCCUUAGUAUGUUCACUUUUGAGAGCCCGGAACGUUGACCUUGCAAUGGGUGUAUUUAAGCAUAUGUCUGCUCAAGGUUGUGAAAUCCGCCUUGAUGGUUAUAAAGAACUAAUAUGUACCUUUUGCCAAUUACACAGAAGAAAAGAAGCUCGGAUUACUUUUGAAAACAUGCUCACGAGGACUUGGAAUCCUGAUGAUGUUGUACAGACAGUGCUCAUUGAUGGAUUGCUCAGGGCUGGAUUAAAAGACGUGUGCAUGGAGUUUCUGCAAAUAAUGGAAACUAGUCAUUGUGUGCCUAGCUUCCAUAUGUACACCAUUUUAGCUAGGGAGGCGUCGAAAUAGAGGUAGUACCUGUUGGAUUCCGAUUUCAGGCAUUGCAUGGUGGAUGUUGUUGAUAUCUAGUAAGUGAGCUGCCCACCUACACUGACUGGGAAGCUAGAGUAGGUUCAUCAAUUGUUGUUCUGUUUCCUUCCUCUCACAGAAGGACUAUCUGUUAUCCAGAUCAAAUCCAUACAUCUACGCAUGGUCAGGGAGACAUGGAGCAGGGUGCCACACAAAGUGAUGGACUAAAUGCUCUACAUCGUGCACAGGAGAGUGAUGCUGUUCAAGUCUUUCCAGGUUCCCUGGAGCCAUGUUGGCUUCGUAGCAUACACAAUGCCACAUUAUGUUCUCUGCCGAUUGCAUGGAGUAAGGGGUAGGCUCUUGACCAUCAUUUGUGGGUGGGCUGGUACUUGCAGUCUGAGAGUGGGAGCAGUGGUCAUGAAGCAUGGUGAUGCCAGAUGCUAUUAACCUGCUAUCUGAGCUCAUUUGAUGAUUAUAUUCUGUUAUGGCUUCUGGAGUAAAUUUUCUAGAAAUGUCAUAAAAAAUUAUAUGAAAAGUUAUGAUGACAAGUGGAUGCUAUUUCAUGAUACAAGUUAUUUGGGACUUUAUUAAAGCAAUAUGCUUCUAUGAACAAAAAAAAGAAACAUUUGGGCGGCAAGCUAUAUUCAGUCCUUUAUGCGUUCACCUAUAUUCAACCGUCAUUAAAGAAUUUCAAUAUGUGAUCAGGUCUGUGGUGAGGUGAGCCCAACUGAGGAAUGGCCUUCAAAGUACUCUAAGCUGCUUGUUGAAAUGGAUGAUGGCUUGGAGUUUUCCUUCACUAAUAAGAGGCGUUUUGCAAAAAAUUGCUUUCUUGACAAUCCAGAAGCCGUCCCACCAAUUUCUGAGCUUGGAUCAGAUGCCUUAUUUGAACCACUCCAGCUUAAUGAUUAUGUACAAUCACUGAGUAGAAAGAAUACCACUUUACAAAUGGAUUGCAGAUGAGGUGCUUUAUCAGGCAAGGAUUCAUCCAAUGCAAACAGCAUCGAAAAUUUCUAAGGAAAAAUGCAAGGCACUCCAUCAGUGCAUUAAAGAGGUGAUUGAGAAGUCCUUAGAAGUUGGUGCUGAUAGCAGUCAGUAUCCAGAAAACUGGAUAUUUCACUCUAGGGAGAAGAAACCCGGCAAGGCCUUUGUGGAUGGGAAGAAAGUUGACUUCAUUACGGUUGGUGGUAGGACUUCAGCAUAUGUGCCAGAGUUGCAGAAGCUGGAUGGGAUUGAUGCGACAGCAAGCAGUGCGAAAAUAAGUGGUUGUUUGGAUGUAGGGACUUUUUUUAAGUCCCUUAUCAUAUCAGAUGUUUGGACAUUAAUUAGGAGUAUUAAAUUUAGA
This is a messenger RNA of Oryza brachyantha (malo sina), 4334 nucleotides long. RefSeq names its product pentatricopeptide repeat-containing protein At5g65560-like. The record is from RefSeq and is a predicted model, not a curated record. The transcript has 11 exons. Bases 239 to 2992 code for a protein of 917 amino acids. Lineage: Eukaryota; Viridiplantae; Streptophyta; Magnoliopsida; Poales; Poaceae. Gene Ontology annotation, molecular function: protein binding.